Messenger RNA from Rana temporaria (common frog), 775 nucleotides. Its product is annotated as antimicrobial protein CAP18-like. Gene Ontology annotation, biological process: defense response. The coding region runs from base 51 to 503 and encodes 150 amino acids. Lineage: Eukaryota; Metazoa; Chordata; Amphibia; Anura; Ranidae. The record is from RefSeq and is a predicted model, not a curated record. Gene Ontology annotation, cellular component: extracellular region. The transcript is spliced from 5 exons.
GGGGAGAUUACAGUAUCAGGGCCAUCACCUUCACCGUCCUCCGAGGGAAGAUGAAGGUCUGGCAGUGUGUGGUGUGGCUCUCUGCCCUCACAUUGGAGGUCGCUCGCUCUCAGUCUCCGGAUCGGGAAGGAUGGAUCAGAGAAGCUGUGGAUCUCUACAACCAGAGAGAAGAUGGAGAGUUCCUCUUCAAGCUCCUGUCUGAGCUCCCCGCCGCCCUCCUGGAGGAGGAGGGAGACUCUCCAGCUAUCGGUUUCUUGAUAAAGGAGACGGACUGCCCCAAAUCUGAGGAGAAUGACUUGGAGGGAUGCGACUACAAGAAGGACGGGGAGGUGAAGGUCUGCGCUCUCCAGCAGGAGGAGGAGGAUGUGAAAUGCGUCAGUCUGUCCGAGAAAUCGCGCAGCAAGCGAUCCAGCAAAAAGAAAAAGUGCAAAUUCUUCUGCAAAGUGAAAAAUAAGAUCAAAUCUAUCGGCUUCCAGAUCCCUAUCAGUAUCCCGUUUAAAUAAUAUGUCACCGCGCCAUGAGUGCAGGACGAGCUCCGCCCGCCAAUGCUCCCUCCCGUGUACACCGCGCCAUCAGUGCAGGACGAGCGCCGCCCGCCAACGCUCUCCCCGUGUACACCGCGCUAAACCUCCGCUUCAUCGGAAAUGUUCUCUAUUAUGGAUACAUUGUAUACUGUGUGUGUGGAUUUGUAUCGGAUGAUCUGCAGGUGACGCUUUUUAUUUUCUUCCAACAUUUCCGCAAAUGAACCCAAAUAAAAUUAUAUUCCUGAAAUCUG